Cotesia congregata is the source of this 390-nucleotide messenger RNA. The record is from the annotation of a GenBank genome assembly. NCBI's taxonomy places the organism in Eukaryota, Metazoa, Arthropoda, Insecta, Hymenoptera, Braconidae.
AUUGAAUUAGGUCAACCUGGGAGUAAUGUUUUCGUUACCUCUGACCAAUGGAUAGCUGCUGAAGCGACUAAAUCAUUUACAGCUAUGACUACUUCAUUAUUGGUUUCGGUAUUUCCUACAGAUCAGUUGAUUAAAAGCAACUACAAAGGUGGACCACCCAAAAAUGCAAUAGAUAAGACCGUUAUACACACUGGACUGGAGAAUACUAAUGAAUUAAAAGCAAUUAAAGAAGCAGUCCAGCAACGAUUUAAAAAACAAUUUAAUCAGGCUGAGUUUGGUAAAUGCAUUAACGUAAAAUGCAACAAAUUACGGUCAGAAGCAUUAAAGAAGAAGCCUAAAACUGAGGAUCCUCCAAAAGACACCAAGGAAAAUAAACCUAGUGAUAGCUAA